Bombyx mori (domestic silkworm) is the source of this 762-nucleotide messenger RNA. It is a transcript of the gene Prosbeta3, whose product is annotated as proteasome beta 3 subunit. The record is from RefSeq and is marked provisional. NCBI's taxonomy places the organism in Eukaryota, Metazoa, Arthropoda, Insecta, Lepidoptera, Bombycidae. Gene Ontology annotation, cellular component: proteasome core complex; proteasome core complex, beta-subunit complex. Gene Ontology annotation, biological process: proteasome-mediated ubiquitin-dependent protein catabolic process.
GUUAAAGGGCCAUUCAAUAUUUUGAGUUAAUCACUUUACAGUAAUUCCAAGUCAAAAAGUGCUUAAGUUUCUAUAUCACUAAUAUGUCGAUACUAGCGUAUAACGGGGGUGCGGUAGUCGCCAUGAAGGGCCAAGACUGUGUGGCCAUCGCUACGGACAAGCGGUUUGGUAUACAAGCUCAAACAGUAUCAACCAACUUCCCAAAAGUAUUCCAAAUGGGACCCACAUUGUAUGUAGGCCUUCCCGGUCUCGCGACUGACACCCAAACUGUAUUUCAGAGACUGAAAUUUAGAAUGAACUUGUAUGAAUUAAAAGAAAACAGAAUGAUGCGGCCUAAAACAUUCUCAGCGAUGUUGUCAAACUUAUUGUAUGAACGACGUUUCGGCCCUUACUUUAUUGAACCUGUCAUAGCUGGUCUAGAUCCCUAUGAUAACCAACCUUAUGUCUGUAACAUGGACUUGAUUGGUUGCCCAAAUGAACCUGAAGAUUUUGUGGUAUCGGGCACCUGUUCUGAACAGCUGUAUGGUAUGUGUGAAGCUCUCUGGGAGCCCAACUUGAAGCCAGAUGAACUCUUUGAGACAAUCUCACAGGCUCUGGUGAAUGCGGCAGAUCGUGACGCCAUCUCCGGUUGGGGUGCCGUUGUUUACAUCAUUGAAAAAGACAAGAUCACUGAGAAACACGUCAAGACUAGGAUGGAUUAAUUUAUUUUAAGAUUUAUGUGGUAUUUUGUCCAGGUUUACUAAUAAAAUUAUUUGAAAUUCA